GCACACUCACACCACUCUGUCACACACCCAAACCCUGCCCCCCUUCCUGUGACAUCACUGGGAAGUUGUGUUUAUAAAGUAGCCACAAGAAUGCAGCGUGUUCGGCACAGUGGUUGCGCGGAGCGGACAGAGGGCUGUUUUCAGAAGCAUGGCCAGAGAGGAGAGAGGACUAACUCAGUGACUCAGUGACUCAGUGACUAACUUACCGCUCAGGUGAAGAGGUGGAUAGCAGUCCUGUCAGUGGAUGCCUGCAUGGAUUGACAUGCGGGGGCAAACAAAAACACUGAAAUGUCCCCAUUCCAUCACAUCUGUGUGACUCAGAUCGGACAGGAUUAAAAUAGAGCUGGAUUCUCCAGAGAGAGAGAGGAGAGAGAGCGAGAGUGACUGUGAGAGAGGAAUCCACGCCGCGUAAACAGACCAGCCUCAACCUGUAGGCCCUGCUGACCGCCCCAAGGCGCAAGAUCAGAAUCGGCUAAGACAACCUCAUGAUUUCAAAGAAGCGCAUUCCAUAAACCAUGCUUUGGUCGUCAGCCCCGGAGACUGGGUCCUCGGAGGGGCAAGGGAGGCACUUUUUGUGGAAUUGAAAGCGUAAUUGUGUGCAUCAGAUCUUCCAGCCCCUUUGCACUCAGUUCCCCUCCAUACCCCUCUUCCUGCCUCAGAGAGAGAUUUCCCCUCAGAUGGGAUGCACUGCCACAUCAGAGGAGUUAACCCAAUCCAGAGGUCAACACAAGCCUGAGAGCUGCAUCGGGCCCAGAUCAGACCCAAACUAAGGUUCUUCCCUGAUAGGAAAAUAAACCCCCCCUUUCAUAGGAUUUAAUCAGAUCUCCUGCCACUUUCUCUUCGGUGCAGCUGCUUGGUGCCUGGAGGACUCGGGUCGGGUCUGAACCCGGAUCUGUGCAUGAACUGGGUGGAGGUCUGAAGGGGACUCUGGGCUUGCGCUGCCAUGCAGGAGGAAGUUUUAGGCUUUUUCACAGACCUCUGGACCACGGCCACCACCAAGCACGACGAGGGCAUCUACAACACGGUGUGCCUGGUGGUGUUGCUGGCGCUGCCGUUGGUGGUGUUCCUCACCGCGCUGGUGGUGUGCUGCCACUGCUGCUGCUGUCGUCACGACUGUUGCUGUGGCGACGGCACGAACGGUCACAGGUCAGACAAGAGGAGGAACAAGAGCAGCAGCUCUAAAAACGAGGACUUAUGGAUUUCGGUUAAAUCUGGACCCUUGACUCCUGACGUGGUGGGUUUGAGUAUGGUGUAGAGGACACGUGUGUCCAACCUCAGGUCUGAGACAGACGUCUGGUCACCCUUCUGCUUCUUUUGUUUUCCUUGUUUUCCUCCUACAUCUUGUUAAAAGGUACAAGUCAUGGUACUGCAUGAAACCGUGGGCCGAGAGAUUGGACAAUGAAUGUGCCUGACUGAAGGAACUUUCAUCCUCUGUGUGUGUGUGUGUGUGUGUGUGUGUGUGUGUGUGUGUGUGUGUGUGUGUGUGUGUGUGUGUGUG
Molecule: messenger RNA, 1498 nt
Organism: Clupea harengus (Atlantic herring)
Lineage: Eukaryota; Metazoa; Chordata; Actinopteri; Clupeiformes; Clupeidae
Product: KIAA0040 ortholog
Source: RefSeq, a predicted model, not a curated record